Molecule: messenger RNA, 1563 nt
Organism: Staurois parvus
Lineage: Eukaryota; Metazoa; Chordata; Amphibia; Anura; Ranidae
Source: the annotation of a GenBank genome assembly
AUGGCGAAUCUGUCGCAGUGUCUGGAUGACAUCACUCCUCUGGGCUCCCGCUGGCCCGCCGCUCCCCCCGAUCUGUACAGCGAGGCCCAGCGGCUGGCCCUGGAGGAGUUGGUGUCCGGGGGACCGGAGGCUCUGCGGGGAUUUCUGCACCGGGAGCGGGUGCCGGGCUUCCUGUCCGAGCCGGAGGUCGGGGAGAUCCUGGACGUGGCCUCCAGCCUGCAGUGUGGGGAGGAGGAGGUCUCCGUGUCCGCCUCGGUGGACUGCUCUUCGGUCACCUACUUCCCCGAGAUCUCCGAUGUGGAGCCCCCGCUGCUGGAGCUCGGCUGGCCGGCCUUCAGUGCGGGAUCGUAUCGGGGGGCCACCCGGGUGGAGGUCCAUUUCCAGCCCGGAUUCGGGGAGACCAUCUACAGCUGCAAGGAGGCGGUCCGGGCUCUGAUCAAGGGCGCCCGGGAGGUAAUCGCAGUGGUCAUGGACUCCUUUACAGACAAUGACAUAUUUCGAGAUAUUCACGAGGCAUGCAGAAAACGCCGCGUUCCAGCUUACAUCUUGGUGGAUGAGUCUCAACUGCCGCAUUUUCUUACCAUGUGCCAAAAUCUUGGCAUUUUAAUUGAAACAGAACAGAAUAUGCGGGUCCGAACCUUAACCGGCAACAACUAUUAUACCAGGUCUGGUGCCAAGAUUGUUGGGAAGGCUCAUGAAAAGUUCCUGCUUGUGGAUGGCCUGAAAGUUGCCACAGGAAGUUACAGCUUCACCUGGAUGGAUGGUAAACUCAACAGCAGUAAUGUUGUAUUAUUAUCAGGACAAAUAGUGGAGAAAUUUGACCUCCAGUUCAGGAUUCUUUAUGCUCAAUCCAAGCCAAUUAGUACCAAGCUUCUAAUGAGCAUCCGGAACGCGGCUGUAACUACAGAUAAAGUGUCCUGUGCUCUGCCAGCCCAAAGGAAGCCGUUACUGACAAACCUUCUACAGCUGGAGAUUGCCAAGUUGUCAAGCACACCAAAGAGAGUGGCUGUGGAAACAAAGACCACAUUGGAGACUGAUACUGGAAAAGAUGCAGCCACUCAGACAAAUGUGAAUACGUCAACUGCUGGGACUCAAACGGCCAUUUUGUCCAGAAUGGCGUCCACCCAAACUGUGACCUUUUCAAGGUCUGCAACGACUCAGACAACUCAAGUCCAGGAACCUUCAACAGAAUUGAGCAAAACCUCAACUGUUUCAACAGUGGCAAGGUUGUCGUCAUCGUCUACUACAUCCUCCUCAUCUUCGUCUUCUGCUUCCACCACUAGCACAGCAUCUGACACUUCCAUUCGCUCAAGCAGUGGUUUGCACCACUCUGAUUAUACCAUGCGUGACUCCUUCAAGAAACUUGGCAAGGACCGUCAAUUACAUUAUACCUCUAUCAGGUCUAAGCUUGAUCACAUGGUAUCCAUCCUCUCCAGGAGGAAUCGAUUGACCAGCUCGUACUUUAACUGCGAGCCAACUCCCUAUGGCUUUCAGAGAAGAGAUGUAAUGCACAGCAGUCUUCUUAAUCUCAGAGAUGGUGUUCGCUUUGCUCCUCAUAUGUAG